Lampris incognitus (smalleye Pacific opah) is the source of this 1092-nucleotide messenger RNA. Its product is annotated as probable G-protein coupled receptor 139. NCBI's taxonomy places the organism in Eukaryota, Metazoa, Chordata, Actinopteri, Lampriformes, Lampridae. The coding region runs from base 1 to 1092 and encodes 363 amino acids. The record is from RefSeq and is a predicted model, not a curated record. Gene Ontology annotation, cellular component: membrane. The transcript has 2 exons. Gene Ontology annotation, biological process: G protein-coupled receptor signaling pathway. Gene Ontology annotation, molecular function: G protein-coupled receptor activity.
AUGGAGGGAGCCAGCGCCACCAUCUUCAUAACCGUUCAGAAGAUCUACUACCCUUUCCUGUGUGUUAUGGGUAUCCCAGCCAACCUCUUCACAUUCUACAUGAUCUGCUUUCGUAAGUGUGGCAUGUCGAACACGGCCAUCAUUUACCUGAGCUGCCUGUCUAUUGUGGACACUUUCUACCUGGUGUGGGUGAUCCUUAUUGACCUGACCCUCACCUUCUGGGUGAUCCAGCCCUUUUGGAACUCCCAUCCAUGGUGUGGCAUCUUGGCGUUCCUCCAGUAUGGAUCCCUCUACAGCUCCUCCUGGAUUGUGGUGGUGUUCACCUUCGAGCGCUACCUGGUCCUCAGUAGCACGGCCGCCAAGCAGCACUUCUCCCAGACCCGGGUCACCGUGAUGACCUGCGUGGCCAUCGUCCUCGUCUCCCACCUGGUCUCGGUGCCUUUGGGCUGGAUAAACGAGGUGGUGGCCGCAAAUGUCACCCUGGAAGGUGGGGGGAUUGUUGAGCUGCCCAAAUGCCGCUAUCGUGAUGGAAACUAUUCCACUAUCAUUGUGUGGAUAACCACCUUCCUCUCCGGGGGGAUUCCCAUCGUCUUGGUCAUCAUCUUCAACUACCUCAUCGGGUCUCACCUGAGCCGCGCCAGCCAACUCUUCACGAAGGAGGAGUGUCAUACCGUGCAGGGCAGGAGCACCAGGUGCAUGGUGAGGAGGACCAUCCUGCUGCUGGGCACCGUGUCCGUGACCUUUGUGGUGCUCAGCCUGCCCCGCUUUGUCACCUACUGCAUCCUGCGCACAAAGUACAACAACGACUCCUUCAACCGCAACGACUACAGUCUAUCCAUCAACGUGGCUGGUGACCUCGCCAACAUGCUGCAGAACCUCAACUCCACCACCAACUUCUUGCUGUACUGCGUGGUGAGCCGGGGCUUUCGUCAAGAGCUGCUGCGGGUGUUCACCUGCAAGGCAAAGCCACGCGAGCUGAGCUCCUUUCUAACCCACACCACCACCAAGGUGUUUUCAGUUGCAGACCACAAGGACCCACCUGCCAAAGACCCUGUCAUCCUGGUGCUGACUAACCUCAGACAGACUCAAUAA